UAAAUUGUAAAUAAUACAAAUCAAUUUUCUUUCUUAAUUAUAAUAAUUUCUUCUUUUAACGCUUUAAAUUUUUUUUUUUAUUUAUUAAUCCCUUUGCCCAUUUCACUCUGAUGAUAACAAUGGCCAAGUGUUUCAGCUUCGUUAGAACCCGAAACUCGUGUUAUCGCUACACUUUCAGCCACUCAGGUCUCAAAUCCUCCACCGUCGAUCUCGGUGACGGCACAAUCAUGCACUGUUGGAUACCCAAAACUCACAAUUCAACCAAACCAACGCUCUGUCUCCUUCACGGUAUAGGCGCCAACGCAAUGUGGCAGUGGGCUGAUUUCAUUUCUCCGUUGAUAUCCAAGUUCAACGUCUACGUUCCCGAUCUCUUGUUCUUUGGCGACUCUUACACCACGCGCACCGAGCGGUCUGAGGCGUUUCAGGCCACGUGCGUGAUGGGUGCGCUGGAGGCUCACGGAGUGCAGAGACUGACCGUUGUGGGGAUCAGUUAUGGCGGUUUUGUUGGCUACAGUUUGGCUGUGCAGUUCAAGGAGAAGGUUGAGAAGAUGGUGCUAAUAUGCGCUGGGGUUUGUUUAGAGGAGAAAGAUAUGGAACAAGGGUUGUUUAAGGUUAGGACUGUUGAUGAAGCUGCUGAGAUUUUGUUUCCUCAAAGAGUAGAGAAAAUGAAGGAGUUGUUGAGAUUCACUUUCUACAAGCCACCUAAGAAUAUUCCCUCUUGUUUUUUCAAUGAUUAUAUUGAGGUAAUGUGCACAGAGUACAUUCAGGAGAGGAAACAAUUGCUCCAGGCAUUAAUUAGGGGCAGAAAUCUAUCUCAUCUUCCUAAGAUAACUCAGCCUACACUUAUUAUUUGGGGAGAUCACGACCAGGUAUUCCCACUUGAAUUGGCGCACAGAUUGAAAAGCCAUUUGGGUGAGAAUGCAGAGCUUAAAAUGUUGAAGAAAACAGGGCAUGCGAUUAAUAUAGAAAAGCGGAAAGAGAUGUACAAAUAUUUGAAAGUUUUCCUUGUCGAUCAGUUCACUACAUCCAAGCAAAUAAAUCAUAGCAUUGGACUCAAGGCAGAUUGAAAGAAGUGAUGGAUAUGCAGUAUGGUAUGGGUAACAUUAGCAUUUUGAGGCUUGUGAAAUUGAAGUACUCAUUUAUAUAUUAAGAAGAUGUAGAUCAGUGAAUUAAUGGGGAAAAUAGUGUCUUCUUCUAGGCCAGGUAGCUAAGUUAUCCAGAUAUACGGUUUAUUCAGUCCGCAAAUACUUGGCUAAUUUCAUUGCAGAUAAAGAUAUGUUAUAUGAAGAUGAUUUUGAUCAGAAUGUGAUGGUUGCAUUUGAACUUUUCAUAUUUUAAUUAAAGGGUAGCACAUUCCAUCUUUA
Molecule: messenger RNA, 1364 nt
Organism: Mangifera indica (mango)
Lineage: Eukaryota; Viridiplantae; Streptophyta; Magnoliopsida; Sapindales; Anacardiaceae
Product: lipase 3
Exons: 4
Coding region: 111-1067 (318 amino acids)
Source: RefSeq, a predicted model, not a curated record